Messenger RNA from Alosa sapidissima (American shad), 3435 nucleotides. It is a transcript of the gene ugl, whose product is annotated as malate synthase-like. Gene Ontology annotation, cellular component: cytoplasm. NCBI's taxonomy places the organism in Eukaryota, Metazoa, Chordata, Actinopteri, Clupeiformes, Clupeidae. Gene Ontology annotation, molecular function: malate synthase activity. The transcript is spliced from 15 exons. The record is from RefSeq and is a predicted model, not a curated record. Gene Ontology annotation, biological process: glyoxylate cycle. Bases 302 to 1969 code for a protein of 555 amino acids.
AUUUUUCUACCUAGCUGGCCUGGUGGCCGUUAUAUUAUGAUGAGCUAACGUAAAACAUAUCUCUAGUCUUAAAAAUCAGCUUAGUCACACAAUAUAAACGUGGUUUCUGAAUCAAAACCAAGUAAGCCCAUAAAUAACAUUGUCUAUUUUGUAGACAACUCAUAGUGUCAGGAAUGAAAUCAUGCUAUGGGGAAUACUCAGAAGGUUUUUUGUCCAAACCUUGGACAAGACAAACAAACCGGUCAAAAGGUAGGCUAAUGCCAAAGUCCAACAUAACAAACGGAAAGAGAAUCCUGCAAAAAUGCCUGCAGCAGCAGAGGUUGAGCUGGAGCCACCUCCCCCAGGGUUGGAGCUCCAACACCGGACUCUCUUCACCGGGGAUGCCCUGACCUUCCUGGCUGAGCUGACCUCUGCUUUCCAGUAUGACGUCGACAAGAUCUUAAAACUUAGAACCCUCCGGAAAGCACAGUUGGACCUGACUGGAGAUCUCCCUGGGUUCAGUGCGGCUACAGCCCACAUCCGGGAUGACCCAGACUGGAGGGUCAGCCCGGUUCCAGCCAGACUGCGGUGCAGGCAUGUGGACAUCGGUGACCUCGCACCCUGUGACACGGAUCGCUUCCUCCAGGCUCUGCGGUCCCCUGCCCAGGGUAUUCAGGUCGAUUUUGAUGAUGGCAAUUGUCCAACAUACUACAAUCAAAUUAAGGGGAUUUACAACGUAUACCAGGCUGUGCACCACCAGUUUAACAAUGCCCCAGCCAUAUCCCAUGCCCCAAUUCUGAUGCUCCGCCCUCGAGCUUGGAACAUGGUGGAGCAUUGCAUGAUGGUGAAUGGUAAGGAGGUUCCUGGCCCACUGUUUGACUUUGGUCUGCUGAUGUUCCAUAAUGGAAGCCUGCUGUUUCAGAAUCAGAGCGGUCCGUUUUUCUAUCUAUCCAAAGUCGAGAGCUAUUUGGAGGCAAGGCUAUGGAAUGAGAUAUUUACCUGGACUGAACAUAAGCUUGGCCUUCCCGUGGGCAGUGUCAAAGCCACAGUGCUGAUAGAGAGCGUGCUGGCCUCCUUUGAGAUGGAGGAGAUCCUGUAUGAGCUCAGGGAGCACUCUGCCGGCCUCAACUGUGGCAUCUGGGAUUACUCGGCCUCGUUUGUCAACAAGUUUGGUCAAAGGCCCGAAUUUCUGCUCCCUGACCGUAGCAAGUAUGUAAACAUGGAGAAGCGCUUCCUGAGGAGUUACAUGGACCUGCUGGUCCAGACCUGCCAUCGUCGAGGCGCCCUGGCCACGGGGGGCAUGGCUGCCCUGCUGCUGCCCACUGACAAAGAUACCGCCCUCUAUGGCACAGUCCUCCAGACUGUCACCAGGUUGAAGUUACUUGAAAUAAAAGCUGGAGUUGAUGGCUUCAUGGUGUAUGACAUGGACUUGAUUAAACCAAUGCAAAAGCUGUUCCAGGCUCAUACUAAGGGAGAGAAUCAGUUGAAUGAGUUGCGAAGUGACCUCAAGGUGACCCCAGAAGAUCUCCUCAUCAUGCCAGCGGGGGGAGUGACUCUGUUUGGACUCAAGCACAACAUUGCAGUAGGAAUCCUAUUCAUUGAGGCCUGGCUGACUGGUCGGGGACACUUCUUUUACAAGGGCCAGGUGGAGGACUCGGCCACAGCCGAGAUCUCCAGAUCCCAGGUGUGGCAAUGGAUCCGCCACCAGGUGAAACUAGAGGAUGAUGGGACCACAGUGACACGUGCACUGGUGCAAAAUCUCAUCCGAGAGAUAAUGGGUCACUUAAAGGAGGCCAUCCACUGCAGGACAGUGAGGGAUCAGCAAAGGCUGGACACGGCGGCCGCCAUGUUUCUGGAGGUGAUCCAGAAAAGCGAUUUCCCAGAGUUCCUCACCACAUACCUGAACCUGGACCACACCUUCCUGUCCUCCCAGAGCCUGCACCAGAGAGUGGACACGGAUGCAGGUGGGGCCCUGCAGUCCAAACUGUAGUUGCUGGACAGUGGCCAAGAUGCUUUUACUUCUGGUGAUUCAGAAUGUAGGGACUUGCCUCCUUCCACAGCUCACUUGGGUGAAUAAACACCAAGUGACAUAAAAUUGUCUCCAGUUUUAAAUAUAAUUUCUCUCCAGCCCUUUGAACUUCUUGAAGAGCAACUUGUUAUUGUCUAACAAAGGCUGCUGACCAAGAUUCUUUAGAUUGAUAUUUCCUACAAGCCUGAUGUAGCCAUAUAGCCUGAUGAGCCAGAACCACAUUAAAAUGUAAUUUGCUGCCGCUAGGGUGCGCCUAGAUUUCUAGGCUAGUAGCCAUACUCAGUUCUAUUCAGAAUGUGAAUUUCCUGACCUCAAAUUUUGUGGGCGGGUAUAAAUUCAGGCUGGCUUCCAGGCUAAUUUCCUACUACAAAAACAUAUUUCUUUGCCGGAAGGAGACAUCCAAUCCAUUGUUUGCCAGUGCUAGGAUACUAUUCAGUGACAAUGUGCAUUCACACCCUCCCAAACACGUACAAACUGAACUCAACAGCUUGUGAAACUCAAACUUCUGGUUCAAACAUGCCUUUGCAUUCCCAUUCCAUAAUGAGGUUAUAACUGCCCCCCUGGAAUGGACGUCCGGCUGAGAUUAUGCUUCAUAACUUGAUUAUGUCACACUGCAGAUUGUCUUGGUGGAAAUAAUUUUGUGUUUAACAUGUAAUGCAAUGUAGUCUUUUUGAAGAAAGAAGUUUAGCUUAUAACAAAUGAGAGACCCAAAUGCCAUUCAGAUGGCGUUCGUGGCUUAAGGCCUUUUGUAGUGAAACGUGAAGAACUGGUGAAUGAGAUGUUUUGUACUUGAAUUCCACUCCAUUUUUAUUCAUUCAUAUCUCUGUUUUGAGAGUGUCGGGCAGAUGGGGCAUGUUGCCUUUUGUUCUGACUGAGGUGCUGAUAACAGACACCUGCUUCAAAACGGUAAAAAAGGGAGAAAAAAAAAUCAGAAACAGUGUAAUAAAGCUUACAUGGGAUGAAAAUCUCUCCAAAAUAUGAGAAAAGAAAUAAGCAAAGAAAGAAAAUCCCAAACAUAAUUCAAAAACUCUGGUUGCUAUGGCAAUACCGGUUCCUUAGACCUUUUGUAAUUCCUUGUUGUACAUUCACAUAACCAAAGAAAACCCAAAAGAAAGAAAGACUUAAAAGAAGAACAAAAGGUUUUUUACUCAUGCUGCAUUUCAGGUAACAUUUUUUGAUAUCUCUUUUUGAUUAUCAGUCAUGUUCUUGGCCUGAACUGUUCAUGAAGCCAUAAGGACCUGUAUCGUUUUGCCCCCUAGUGGCUAUUCUCCAAAAUGUCUUUGUGCUCAAGGACCAUGAGUGCAUCUUUGUGAUGUUUCCCACGAGAAACAAAUGAUCUUGUUUCAACAGAUCCAUCUAGUCGGUGUCAGGUUUGACACACACUAUCCAAGCAAAUAAAAAAGAAAAAAAAAAAGUGUCAACCAUAA